AUGACAAGUACAAAUAGCGGAAACACAUUAAAAAUUGAGCAUUAUCUUGUAGGAAAAACAUUAGGGUGCGGAGCUUCUGGAAAAGUUAAGCUUGCCAAGCAUGAUAUAACUGGAAAAGAAGUUGCAAUAAAAAUUAUAAAUAAGAAAAAAAUGACUGUUAAAAAAAUGAGCAACAAGAUUAAAAGAGAAAUUAGGCUUUUAAGAUUCUUCAACCAUUAAAACAUUAUUCGUUUAUAUGAAGUUCUUGAUACUAAUACUGAUAUUUUUGUGGUUACUGAGUAUAUUUCAGGGGGAGAUUUAUAUGAUGUUAUUGCUUCAAAGGGUAAGCUUCCUGAAUAAGAAGCAAAAAGAUAUUUUAAGUAAAUAGUAGCAGGAGUUGAUUACUGCCAUAGAAACUUAGUCGCCCAUAGAGAUCUGAAACUUGAAAAUAUAUUAAUAGAUGAUAAUAAUAACAUUAAAAUUGCAGAUUUUGGUUUGAGUAAUAUUAUGAAUGAUGGUAAAUAUUUGUCUACAUCUUGUGGUUCUCCUAAUUACGCUGCCCCAGAAGUUAUAUCUGGAAAACUAUAUUGUGGAACAGAAGUUGAUACUUGGAGUUGUGGUGUUAUAUUAUUCGCCUUGCUAGGAGGCUAUCUUCCUUUUGAUGAAGAAGUUAUUCCAGCUUUGUAUAAGAAAAUCAAGGAGGGAGAUUUUCAGAUUCCAGCAUUUUUUUCACCUGAAGCUCAUGAUAUAAUUAAAAGAAUGCUCCGUCCUAACCCUAUAGAGAGAAUUAAAUUUCAUGAAUUGAGACUUCAUCCUUGGUUGAGAGAAAAUGUUCCCUUUUAUGUAGAAAUAUUCAAUUAGAAUACAAGAAUGGAGAGUAAAAAAUUAAAUGAAGACAUUUUGAGAAAAUUAGCUUAAAUGAAAAAUGUUAACUUCCAUAAUUUGAACGAAUAAACUAUUAGAGAUGCCGUUAUUAAGAGAGACGAUUAUAGUUUUGUUAUUGCUUACGAUUUGCUCCUUGAUGACUAUAAAAAGAACAACUAUUAUAAUAAAGAAAACAAUCAAAACACUUUCAUAUUCAGACCUGUUUAAGAAGACUGCACAGUCGAGACCAAUAAUGCUUAUAUUGAUCAAAUCUUUAAUCAAGGAAAACUUGAAGAAGUAACUGAGGAAGAAGAAGAAAUACUUGGCCAGUGGACUUAUGGAAAGAUAUAUAGCAAUAGUGCUAGGACAAUUAUGAAAGCAAUAUAUGAGGUUGCAAGCUAGUUAGAUAUUGUUAUUACAAUUAAAAAUAGCGAAUAUAGGAUCAAAUGCCAUAGAAAAAACCCUAAAAAGAUCUAAAGUGCUUACAACAACCAUCUUGAAACUAUAAAAAGUGAAAGUAGCUCAAAUUUAUCAACAAAUUACACAAAUAAUGGUAAUUUAAACAACAGCCACCACCAUCACCACUCAUACAAUAAUCAUUACCAUCAUGUUAAUCCAUAGAAUUAAAAUUUUACUGGCUUCUAGAGUGGAUCAAAUGUUUCUAUGACAAACAACUUUUAGCACACAUAAACUAAUUCCUAUUUAAUGCCUCCCUAAGGUAAUUAAUUUAAUAAUUAAAUGAGUAAUGUAAGCAAUGACUUUGGAUAAAAUAUGGAAUCUCAAUCUUAAUCUUAUGCCAUAGGUAGCAAUUUCAAUAAUAUGAAUUAUAGUCAAUCGGGAUAUUAAUUUGAUUCUGGAAUGAAUCUAAAUAAUGGUAACACUUAAAACCCAAAUAACAGUUAAAAUAAUGCUCUUGACACUAAUAACAUACCUAAAUUCUCCAAAUAGGAUCUUGUUUUUACCAUAUAAAUAUACUAAAUGCCAAGCACUUCAAUUCAAAGCGAUUAGCACAUAGUAGAUGUCAUUUUAAAUAAGGGUCAUCCUAUCAUGUUCUUAGAGUUUUUUAACUAAUUUCUUACUCUUGUAAACAAAAAACUUAAUCCAAUUCACUGA
Messenger RNA from Tetrahymena thermophila SB210, 1956 nucleotides. RefSeq names its product kinase domain protein. The record is from RefSeq and is a predicted model, not a curated record. The transcript is spliced from 8 exons. Lineage: Eukaryota; Ciliophora; Oligohymenophorea; Hymenostomatida; Tetrahymenidae. Gene Ontology annotation, molecular function: protein serine/threonine kinase activity; ATP binding. Gene Ontology annotation, biological process: intracellular signal transduction; protein phosphorylation. Gene Ontology annotation, cellular component: cytoplasm.